Molecule: messenger RNA, 336 nt
Organism: Symbiodinium sp. CCMP2592
Lineage: Eukaryota; Dinophyceae; Suessiales; Symbiodiniaceae
Source: the annotation of a GenBank genome assembly
AUGCCACUGCCUGCGUCCUACGCAACCGAGGCGGAAAAGGUUGAUGCGCUGUGGGUUACUGUAACAUCGGCGAUAGAGAAGCUGAACUGUUUGUGGUCGGAAGUGGCUUUACUCCGUUCCCAAGUAGACAAGUUCAAUUCUUCGCAAUCGGCAGUGAGCUCACUCCGUUUGCAGUUUCGCGACCUUGAGGAGGGCCUGCUGGAGGCGCUGGUCAACGUUGAGUGCCGCCUGGACGUGCUUCAUCGCUCACAGACAAGCAGCGAUCCUCAUCGCUCACAGACCACCAGCGAUCUUGGGCCGGAGACAACCGAUACUUGCCUGGAUUGCAUGGACUGA